CGACGAACUGAUCGACAAAAAUAACGAGUGCCCGGUGACAGGAGUAGGCAAGCAAAAGGAGCGAUGGCGCCAUCCGCGAAGAAGGAGAGGGCGGCGGAGGCCAGGGCGAGCUCGUCGAAGCCGAUGACGGCGGGAGGGAUCGAGGUGCAGCGGCGGAGGGUGGGCGGAGGCGGGUGGACGAGCCGCCGGAUUUCCUUCUACGCCUCCCGUGUUUACUUCCUGCUCAUCAUCCUCCAGAUCCCACUCUUCAGGGUCCCUUGUAGAGCAGGCACAUGCACUACACCAAUUCAGAUUACAUCUUCGCAAUUGGUCUCCAAUGAUAUAUUCCCACCAUCUGUGGUGAAGGCCAUGCUCUUCCCUGGAGCUAUAGUCAGCAACCUCACUGCAAGCAUGAGCAUGACAUUCCCAAGGUGGAGUGACCUGUUCGACAUAUACAAUCUGACAGAAGCCAAGAAUAGUUCAGCAGCAAUUGAUCUACAGCGUCUAGAGAUACUUGCCGGAAGCUACUUCUGUGUUGCUGGGGCACUUGUUGGCAUCAUUAAUCCUGGGAGGAUGAUCUUGUUUGGUACCCUUUUGGUUAUCUGGGGUCUAGUGAAAGAAGCGCUCUUUCGGAAGCCCGCGAACAGUGAUCCGACAGAAUCAGUCUAUGUCUACCCUACCAUUUUGAUUGCACUGAUUUGUUCAUUCAUGUCAAUCACUUACAAUAUAAAGAAGAAAGCGAGAACUAGCCAGCCUGUUUCUAUCUCUAAGCCACUGCAAAGUUCUGCUAAGUCAAAACUAAAGUAGACACUUUAUAGUCAGUUUGUCACGACCCUUUAUCCUUGUAGUUCAUUUCCAUCAUCUGAUUGCUGAACUGCUGAUGACAGAUGGAGGGAUAGCCUGAUUGUGGUUCUCAUGUAUCACUUUUAAUACUGUAACCUUUACUUUUUCUCAUUUGUACUGAAGAUCCAAACUAUCUAUAAAUUUUUAUGCAAGCACCUUUGUGUUUA
Brachypodium distachyon (stiff brome) is the source of this 989-nucleotide messenger RNA. RefSeq lists its product as uncharacterized. The record is from RefSeq and is a predicted model, not a curated record. The transcript has 3 exons. The coding region runs from base 64 to 786 and encodes 240 amino acids. Lineage: Eukaryota; Viridiplantae; Streptophyta; Magnoliopsida; Poales; Poaceae.